This is a messenger RNA of Neurospora hispaniola, 1786 nucleotides long. RefSeq names its product DHHC palmitoyltransferase-domain-containing protein. Bases 337 to 1626 code for a protein of 429 amino acids. Gene Ontology annotation, biological process: peptidyl-L-cysteine S-palmitoylation; protein targeting to membrane. Gene Ontology annotation, cellular component: endoplasmic reticulum; Golgi apparatus. Gene Ontology annotation, molecular function: protein-cysteine S-palmitoyltransferase activity. The record is from RefSeq and is a predicted model, not a curated record. NCBI's taxonomy places the organism in Eukaryota, Fungi, Ascomycota, Sordariomycetes, Sordariales, Sordariaceae. The transcript is spliced from 2 exons.
AGCUGAUUCCCCCCAUAUCCUCCUCUUCUUACUUCUGAUUCUUGCCAUCUUUUUUAUUCUGUUCAUAAAGUCUUUCCUUGGUGUUUUCCAUUUCAUUCCUCUCGGUUUGCCCCUCCUGAGAACAGCUGUAUGUUGACAGGGGUGUUCGCUGGCCGAGACACCCGCGGCCUCACAAAGAGAGGAGACCCAACUUCACCUUUACCAACUGAACUGGAAACAUUACCCUCCACCUUUAGACCUGAUCGAUUUGGGCAAGACUCAUCCAUAAUUACCAACUCGUAUUAUGAUUCUCACCUCCCGGACAACAAGUGAAGGAAAAAACGGGGACUCGACACCAUGGGCACCAUCGCAAUCAUCGCCGCCGUCAUCCUUGGCAUCUCAUUCAUGACCUUUGUGGCCUUUUUCGGCAGACUACCUGCACUACGAAACACUCCCAUCUCCUUUCUCCACCGCCUCAUCUGGAUUCACCUCCCCAAUGGCGUCCUCACCGUCGACCGCACCUUGACCAACGGGCGCCUGACCACCUCUCUCACCCGCCUCGGCCGCCACCUCUGGUACGACCAACACCCGACCAUCCUCAUCUUCUUCUUCCUCUUGCUUUCCGUUGGCGAAUACCUCUACCUACCCGUCGCCUGGCCUCACUUCUCCUUCACCCACAAAUUCUUCGGUACCAUCGCCAUCCUAUGUCCCUAUAUCUUCCUCUACCUCUCCGCCUUCACCGACCCGGGUGUCAUCAACGCCAAGACUCAUGUCCGCGAAAUGGCCCGCUACCCUUACGACUUCACCCUCUUCCACCCCGGCACGAGCUGCGAGACGUGCCGCCUCCUGAAACCCGCGAGGUCGAAACACUGCAGUAUUUGCAAGAAGUGCGUCGGGAGGAUGGACCACCACUGUAUCUUCAUCAACAACUGCGUCGGGGCCAACAACCAGCGGUGGUUCAUCUUGUUGCUGCUCAGCACGGCCAUCCUCACCCUCUACGGCGGGGUUCUGGGGCUGGUGAUUAUCCGGGCCAAGAUCCAGGCGAGGUUCCCCUACUGGACGUUGAUGCCGUGGUGGACUUCCACUCAAGCAUGGAACAGCGGCGACCUGGAUUUUCAUCGGUGGUUGCUCCUCUGGAGCUGGGGCCUACAGUCGGGAGUGGCCAUGGGGGGCGUUACCUUGUUGGCGCUGCUGACGACGCCGUUGGUUUGGGGGUUGCUGGGAUACCAUUUGUGGCUGGUUUAUUGUGGGACGACGACGAAUGAGAGUAUGAAGUGGCAGGAUUGGCAGGCGGAGAUGGAUGAGGGCGGGGUGUAUAAGCGGCGGAUGGCGGCGGAUGGAAGCAGGGAGAAAGACCUCAAGGUCGAGCCGGCGUGGACGAGGUGGCCCGUUGAGGCGGAGCAGAUUAUGGUGAGGACGGAGGAUGGAAAGCCCCCCAGGUCGAGUCAUCGGUUGCCGGGUGAGGGAGAGUGGGAGGCCGUUUGGAGGUUGAAGGAUGUGGAGAAUCUCUAUGAUAUCGGGUUUUGGGAUAAUCUUGUCGAUGUCUUCUUGCCGUAUUUCAUGUUCAAGGAGUCAAAGGGUAGGAGUCCUGUUGACGAGCGCGAGUUUGGAAGGGAGAGAGGGAGAAGUAGGAGACGGAGUUCUUGAGUGGUGUUUUGAGAUUUGGGAUACCCAUUAGACGUGUUGAGAGCAGAUAGAUGCUAGCAACUAGAGACCAAAACGUGUUUUUCACUUUGUCUACGGGCAAAAUGAGGAAUGAGUUUGGUGAUGAUUUUCAUACUUACAUGUUCCAAGGGGUAUCAAGUCU